GUCCACACCCACCGAGACAAGUUGACAGGUGACGCAUAAAAAUACAGAGAAAAUCAAAAGGUGUUCAGGGAUGACGCCGAGGUCCGCCACACUCUGUAUUUUUCACUGAUCACCAGAAUACGGAAAAUUAGUGGACACUGGACAGUUCACUUGGAAGGGACGCAGCCUGUCUCUGUGCCCGCUUGCGUAUGUGCCAUCACCUUGCUGGCAUCAAUAUCGAGCCGUUCGGGGAAGGGUGUGUGCCAUGUCCGGGUCCGUGCGUGUGAUCGCCUGCGGGGGGCUCGGCUUGGAGAUGCAGCAAGAGGGAGCAGUUUCGAGGAAGUGACGGACGCCGCUGAGGGGACUGGCCAGAGGAAGUUUGCUCCAUGGUGGUGCCGUGCGCCGCAGCGAAACUUUCCCCCCUUUUUAGGCGCCAGCGACGCCGUGGAGCGGGUGGACGCGUAGAAAAAGCGGCGGAGGCAGCUUUUUGUUUCCGCACAAUUGAGGAAUACUAACUUGGGAUCGGGAGAGGAAGGAGGGGUGUCGCGGAGGAAUCUCACAAGCAAAGCCCGUCCUUCUCCUUUGGUUUUUAACGCAUCCACAAUGGGGAAGGAGCAGGAGCUCCUCGAAGCGGCGCGCACGGGAAACCUGGCCGCGGUGGAGAAGCUUUUAUCCGGGAAACGACCAUCGGCUGGCACCGGCAGCGGGUCGUACGGAACCGGUGGAAGUGGCAACAGCGGCGGCCACGCUGCCUCCUCGCAUACGCUCUCCAGUCUGCUCAGCAUCUGGAGAGGUCCCAACGUGAAUUGUGUGGACAGCACCGGAUACAGUCCGCUCCAUCACGCCGCCUUAAAUGGACACAGCGAAGUGGUGGAAAUGCUCCUGCGAAACGAGGCCUUGACCAACAUAGCCGACAACAAGGGUUGCUACCCUUUGCACCUGGCGGCGUGGAAGGGAGACGAGCGCAUUGUCAGGUUGCUCAUCCACCAAGGACCUUCCCAUCCCAAACUCAACGAACAGAGCUCUGUAGACCAUAAAGAGUUCAAACGCUGUGGGCCCUUUGACCCUUAUAUUAAUGCCAAGAACAAUGACAACGAGACGCCGCUGCACUGCGCCGCCCAGUACGGGCACUCGCAGGUAGUGCAGUUGCUGCUGGAAGAGCUGACGGACCCAACCAUGAGGAACAACAAAUUUGAGACUCCCCUAGAUCUGGCUGCGCUGUACGGCCGGCUCGAGGUCGUCAAGCUGCUGCUCAGCGCUCACCCCAACUUACUUAGCUGCAACACUAAGAAGCACACGCCGCUGCACUUAGCCUCCCGUAACGGACAUCUGUCUGUGGUGGAGGUGCUGCUUGACGCUGGCAUGGACAUUAACUAUGAGACGGAGAAAGGCAGUGCGCUCCAUGAAGCGGCCUUAUUUGGGAAGAUAGAUGUGGUACAGAAACUUCUCAGUGCAGGUAUCGAUGUGAACAUUCUGGACCAGAAGGGCUUGACAGCGCUGGACACCGUCAAAGACAUGCCCUCUCAGAAGAGCAGAGCAAUAGCUGGGCUUAUCCAAGGGCUUAUGAGCGGAAAGCCUCCUGACAUCGACCUUCCCCCUCCACCAAUCCCACAAUACCCGGAGAGCCCUCGAAACAAUGGCGAUCUGGAGAAAGUGAGUGAGUUGAUCUCGGGUCUGGCCCCGGACCCUGAGGAGGAGAGUCCUUAUGAAGCUCUGUUUGAAGCUACCUCUUGCCAUUCUCUGGACAGCCUUACAAGUGGCAAAUCCUCUGACAGGGAUUCUGGAAGGCCAGAGAGUGAAGCGGGAAAGAAAGAUCGCUUUAUCCACUCAUCACAUGCUGGUCCUGGUCUUGAAGAAGAUGUGAGCUCAGAGGGACUCAUUAUGAAUAGCAGUAUUGCUGAGCGCGGAGAGACUGCUGAGGAAGAGGAGGAUCACACGUAUGAGUUAUUAGUGACUGCGCAAACCAAAGUCCCAUCGCCAAGCCAAGAGUCACAAUUUUAUGAAGAUGAAAACGCACGUAUCCAGUCAUCUGACAGUGUCCUACCUCAGUGCAAAUCCAACGUCCCAAAUAACUCCACAAAAGAAACGCUGCAUCCCUCAGGACGGGUGGACCUACGAGCAUUAGAAGAUAACUCCCAGCUCAGCCCGGAUCAGGGUGCAGGUAUCCCGGAGCAGUUCACUGGCCUUCUGCACGGAUCAUCUCCAGUGUUUGAUUGCAGCGAGCAGCCGUUCAGAAUUCCAGGUGUCCCGUCACCUGGUCAGAGCCAGCCGCAGACCAGAGCCAAAACCAAAGAGCGAGCUGUUUCAACUGCACCGAGCCGGCCCAGUAUGGCUGCCAUCCUGACCGACUGUGAUCCAAAAGCCAUUUAUGCAACUGUGAACAAGGAGCCCAGGGACUCAGGCGCAGUAUCUGGUAGGAUGCGUCCUCCUGGGGACCUGAAGCUGGCCCGUAGCCUCUCCAAGUCGGACUCAGAUUUGCUCGUGUCGCCUCCGAGUGAGGAAGACGGAGGACUGGGGAACCGAAGUGAAUCGGUUUCCAAUUGUAGCAGUGGGAAGAAAAGCCUCGAGAAAUCGCCGUCAUUCACCUCAGAAUGGGAUGAGCAGACACUGAUGUCCUCUCCCAGUACAAAAGCACCAGGAUCUAAUUCCUAUGACAGCAUCGAGAAGAUCAUGACGCUGAUUGGCGCUGGCAUCGACUUUUCCCGAGAUCAGCAAUACGCUACGCCAGGUGCCUCUGUCCGACUGCUGCAGCAGCCCGUGGGAGAUUGGCUGGAGCUGCUGGGGUUGCCUCAGUAUGAAAGCAAGCUGCUCCUCAACGGUUUUGAUGACCUUCACUACAUGGGGAGCAAUGUAAUGGAGGAACAGGACUUGCGAGAGAUCGGGAUCGCAGACCCAGGCCACAGAAAGAAGAUCCUGCAUGCAGCACGUUCCCUACCCAAGGUGAAAGCACUGGGCUGUGACGGCAGCAGUUCCCUCUCUUCCUGGUUGGAGAAUCUGGGCCUGAAUGAGUACCUUCAUAACUUCCUGGCCAGUGGUUACCGCUCUCUGGACUGUGUCAAGAACCUUUGGGAACUGGAGAUUGUCAACGUCCUGAAGAUCACCCUGCUUGGUCACAGGAAGCGCAUUAUUGCAUCAUUAGCAGAGAGGCCUUAUGAAGAACCUCCCAUCAAGCCACCUCGGUUGUCUCAGAUCAGGAUGGACUCCUCCACAUCUCAGUCCAGGGAUCCUCUGCUUCCAGCCGGGGAACCGGUGAGGAAGAAAGCGCCAGAUAACGACUAUGACGUCGCCCAACGACAACGCCAUGAACGCCGCCGAUCACAUGAACGCCAAGAGGAGCGGCACCGGGAAUCCCGUCUGAUUCUUCGGCCGCCAAGCCUGGCGGCGCCGUACGCUCCGGUCCAGAGCUGGCAUCACCAGCCUGAGAAGCUCAUCUUUGAAUCCUGCGCAUAUGAAGCCAGUUACCUGGGUUCCAUGCUUAUUAAAGAGCUGCGGGGCACUGAGUCCACCCAGGACGCCUGCGCCAAAAUGCGGAGGUCAACAGAGCAAAUGAGAAAAGUCCCCAUCAUUGUCCUCUCGAUCACAUACAAAGGUGUCAAGUUCAUUGAUGCAGUCAGCAAGAAUAUCAUUGCAGAGCACGAGAUCCGCAACAUUUCAUGUGCGGCGCAGGACCCGGAAGACUUGUGCACAUUUGCCUACAUCACCAAGGACUUGCAGACCAACCACCACUACUGUCAUGUGUUCAGCACUGUCGAUGUGAACCUUACCUAUGAGAUCAUACUGACACUGGGUCAAGCUUUUGAGGUGGCCUAUCAGCUGGCUCUGCAGGCCCAGCGGACCAAACAGCACCAGCACCUACCGUUGGGCACUGCUCCAGAGCUCAUUGAGACUAAGUCAGGCCGACCUGUGCCCAAACCACGAGGAAGUGUUCGAAAGUCAGGGGGUGACCUUUUGGAACAGGAUGGAGAUUCCCAGUCGCAGGGUGGCGCCACGUGGCUGGUGGACUCCAAGGAACCCAAGCGUACAAUCAGCACUAAGUAUGAGACCACCAUAUUCUGAGUGGAACCCCACCCUCCCUCCUUCCUGACAUCUGAACUUUUUACUUUUUUUCCUUUGCCUCGCCCUCAGUGUGCCUUUCACUGCAACUCUUUGCCCCCCCCACACACACACUUCUCCCCCCACUCUUCCAGGUGGUAUUAUGUACACUGCCAGCCUGCCAAUCACUUUCACUGCUAUGUCUUCUACCUUGUAUGCUCCCUGAACUCGUACAUCUCUCUAUUUUUCUUUUUUUCUCCCCGGUCAACAAUCUCAGUAUUGCCUCUUGGUGAAAAUACCUUUUUUUCUCGGUGCUUUUCCUGCUCUGCCAGGCGACGGCCACUCUGAGGCUUUUUACUUCUGCCACCCAGCGCUUUCCCACAGUUGAGAGGUUACACAUAUCCUACACAUGGAAGCCAUGGUCCUGUGAUUAUUAUAUAUUUUUUUAAUGUAUCACUUGAAGCGACUUGGAGCAAAGGUUAGAAGCAUUCUUUCUGCCGUAAUUGUCAGGAGUUAGUUAAGGUCCAAAGGAGAGAAACAUCCCUAAACACUGUGAUACAGUCAUGUAGCUUACAAAGUUAGCAUCGAAGCACUUUCACAAACUCUCCAAAUCAAUUGUAUCUUCCCGUGUUUUGGCCUUAUUUGAAAUGGGGGGCUGAAUGAUUUAAUGUCUUGUAGUUUGACACUAUUUUAACUGUGUGCAUGUGUCAUCUUCCCUGUAGCUAAACAUUCCUCCCAGCCAGUAUAAAAGGACAAGCCUAUUGCAUGAUGGGUAGGAUGUUUUGUGGGGGGACAAAAGGAGCAUUCCCAACCAUCGCCAGUCUGGAGAUGGUCCGACCUCACAGCCGUCAUCGCUUCAAUUACCCUUCCUGCCCAUCAGCGAUGUUGCAUUGCAUACUGAGCGCCACACAAGUAUGUCUUCUUAUAGUGAGGGGUAUUUUUUUUUUUAAUUGUGUCUUUUUAAGAUGCAUUAUUUAAUUUGUCCUUUUAUCAUCUCAGCCUCAACAUAUAUAACUGUGAUCAGCAAUCUUGUUUCUUAGUGUAACCAAACUGAAAUGACCAGACGUAACACUACAAAGACUGUUUUCGAGGUAUGUAACAGGGUGCAGCGUUGGCGUUAGAACUUGUUACCAUGUAGUUUUAUUUUUUAUUUUUUAGGACAUUGGAACUAAUGCAGCAACUUAAUUUGUCCCCGUGUUUCUUUGCCCAAAUAAUUGAGUGAGAUUAUUCACCAGAACUGCCCUGCAGGACAGUACUUCUUUGAUUUGAUUUGAUUUUAUUGCCACAGUACAAAAAUAAUGAUAGGGAAAAGACUUUUCUCACUGUUAACGGUACUUGCUUGUCAGUUGAUGAGUAAACAGUAUAUCUACAUUAGCUAGCGUGUGAUUUUCAGUGCUCUACAUCAACAAGUACGUCCAAGUAUUCAGCCACGGACGGGUGAGUCUAAUUAUUUUUGUGAAACGUGUAGAAAUCUUCCUUUUCAGAGUGGCUGUACUUCAUUUCUGUCGAGCACUGUGCAGCCUUUUGGUUUUGCUGCAUUUGGUACGUUGUCACACCGGUUGAGUUAAUUUUAUGGUACACUGUCUUUAACACUCCGGUGACGGCACCUUCGGCCAUCAGCGUGGUCCUGUUUUGCCUUUGCACAUCACUGAGGAUCGGAAUAAAUAUUUUGGGACAAAUCUGAUGCAAAUGAUAUUGUACAUGAAACUAGUGGUCUUUAUUUUGAUACUUGAAUGAUUUUUGCUUUUAUAGAUCUCUAUACAGUAUGUAAUAUGUAUGUAUGUAUGUACAAUAUGUAUGUAUGUAAUUUUUGACUGAUGUCAAAAGAGAUUAAAAGGACUAUGUCUUAUAAAGUUACACAUCGUUGUAAGCACCCCGUGAUUAUAGAGGUUGAGUGAACACGAGGGACCUCACUUUAGAAAAAAAAAUAUUGUAAAUAAUCUUGGGCUUCCGUUUUUUUUAAUGAUUAUUUUCAUGAUUGUUCAAUUAAUAAAUUGCGCAGUUUGAGAAUUUGU
Molecule: messenger RNA, 6026 nt
Organism: Syngnathus acus (greater pipefish)
Lineage: Eukaryota; Metazoa; Chordata; Actinopteri; Syngnathiformes; Syngnathidae
Gene: anks1aa
Product: ankyrin repeat and SAM domain-containing protein 1A
Exons: 27
Coding region: 583-4035 (1150 amino acids)
Cellular component (GO): cytosol
Molecular function (GO): protein binding
Source: RefSeq, a predicted model, not a curated record